Molecule: messenger RNA, 1803 nt
Organism: Biomphalaria glabrata
Lineage: Eukaryota; Metazoa; Mollusca; Gastropoda; Planorbidae
Product: polypeptide N-acetylgalactosaminyltransferase 2-like
Exons: 16
Coding region: 1-1803 (600 amino acids)
Cellular component (GO): Golgi apparatus
Source: RefSeq, marked provisional
AUGGUUCGACGUAAACUUCGCCUGCUAGUUAUUCUAGCGGGCAUCUGGCUUGUUGGUAUUGUGGUAUAUUUAUUCAAAGGAGAUGAUCAAAGUGAGUUUGAGAAGCGGGUCAUUGACAAAGGACCAGAUGGUUUCUAUGUGCAUAAAGAAGAGAAAGAGCAUCAACCAUUCCAGGAAGAAAACAAAGCAGAAGUAUUGCAUCAGGUAGAAGACCAGUGGAAGAAAAAACAAGAUGCUGAGAUCACACAGUCACGUCAGACUUUUAUAGAGACCAAGAAGCUACUGCCACCAGAUGAUGAGCUAGGGGAUAUCCCAUGGGGCCAAUUUGAUGAGCUUGGCUACAUCAGUAAGACCACUUUGAAACCUGGUCAGGACCCAUAUGCUAGGAAUAAGUUCAACCUUCAGGCUAGUGACAACAUCAAGUCCAACCGACAUGUACCAGAUACCAGGCACAUGAACUGCAGGUCAGAGACAUGGAGUCAAGAUUUGCCAGACACUUCCGUUAUCAUCACCUUUCAUAAUGAGGCUAGGUCAGCACUGCUGCGCACUAUUGUUAGUAUCUUUAGGAAAAGUCCAGACCACCUUAUUAGAGAGAUCAUUCUAGUGGAUGACUUCAGUGAUGACCCAUCUGAUGGUCAGGAACUUGACAAGAUUAAAAAGGUGAAAGUUUUGAGAAAUGACAAACGUCAAGGUCUAAUUCGUUCCAGAGUGAACGGAGCCAACAUGGCCAAGGGCAAGGUCUUGACUUUCUUAGACAGUCAUUGUGAGUGUAAUGAAAAGUGGUUGGAGCCGCUGUUGGACAGAGUUAAACAGGAUCGUAGAAAUGUAGUGAGUCCAAUCAUUGAUGUCAUCAGUAUGGAUAAUUUUGAUUACAUUGGCGCUUCAGCUGAUUUGAAAGGAGGAUUUGAUUGGAAUCUGGUCUUUAAAUGGGACUACAUGUCUGCUGAGGAAAGAAAUAGACAAAGACAAAACCCCACUGCACCUAUAAGAACGCCAAUGAUUGCGGGUGGCCUGUUUUCUAUUGACAAGUCAUGGUUUGAUGAGCUAGGCCAGUAUGAUUUAAAAAUGGAUGUUUGGGGAGGUGAAAACUUGGAGAUAUCCUUCCGUGUUUGGCAGUGCCAUGGAAACCUGGAAAUAAUCCCAUGCAGUCGUGUUGGUCAUGUUUUCCGUAAACAGCAUCCUUACACUUUUCCUGGUGGAAGUGGCCAGAUUUUUGCAAGAAACACAAAGCGUGCAGCAGAAGUCUGGAUGGAUGAAUAUAUUCAGUUUUAUUUUGCUGCAGUGCCAUCUGCUAAACAUGUGGAUGUGGGAGAUAUUUCAGAAAGAUUGGCUCUGAGAGACAGGUUACAGUGCAAGCCUUUUAAGUGGUUUUUAGAAAAUGUGUACCCUGAAUUAAAGAUUCCCAGUGUACAGGAUAUUGCAUUUGGUAGUAUUAAACAAGGGAAUGACUGUAUGGACACUAUGGGCCAUUUUGCUGAUGGAAUUCUUGGAUUGUAUCCAUGUCACAAUUCUGGUGGAAAUCAGGAGUUUUCAUUAACUAAAGCUGGAGAAGUGAAACAUCUAGAUCUCUGUGUGACCUUAGUGGAUACCAGGCCUGGGAAUGAGGUCAAGCUGUAUCAGUGUACACCAGGCAACUAUAAGCAGCAAUUUGUUCAGAAUCCAGCCAAAGACCAACUUCGUCACAAGUCCUAUGACCUUUGCCUGGACAGUGUAGUGUGGCAGACUAAAGGAAUUGUGGCCAAUAAAUGUGACCCUUCGUCUUACACCCAGAAGUGGACAUUUUCUUUAAGUAAAAACAGAUAG